CGUCCAGAAGACAAAAGUUUUCACUAUUCCUAUUCCCAUCCAAAACAAAGUGCAUCAUCCAAAAACCGAAAUAAUUGCUGUUUUUAAGUGUGAAAAUUAAUUGUUUAAAAAAAACCAAUCAAACAACACAAUGGCUUUGGCAAACGUCCUAGUUCUUAGCCAAAUUGCUGGCCAUGUUAUUCUCUUCAUUCUUUCGCUAUGUAUGAUUUUCCCAUUGAGUAUGAAUCUCAAUGAAUUUAACGGUCAUUGUCUACUGUUUGCGUCGGGCAAAUGGAGAGAGGAAGAUGGAUUGUUUAAUGUCGAAUGGGCCUCCCCCGGAUUCUGUAGAUUCCCCCUUGCAACUGGAGUUAUUCUAUUCUUUAUCUCAAGCAUUCAAAUCUAUCGAUUUGCACGUCUUCGUGAAGAAAGCUCAUUCUUGGCCCUUUUCAUUGAUGUCGUAUUGGGCAUUCAAAUGCUUGCCAUGUCAAUUUUAUCGGCUAUCAUGAUUACUCUUGGAUUUAUUGUGUGGUGUUCGGAGAUGACCGAACGUUUCCCGUCGUGCGAAACAGCUGCUGGUCAGAAUAUUACCCCGGGUGGUGAGAAAAUUGAUACAUCGGGAUUCUACAUUGAAAUGGGAACAGCACAGUUUGGUGCAUGGGGAAGCUUCGCAAUAUCAGUUGGAGUCGCUGUUAUUGCCCUUCUCAAACUCAUAAACAACCACCAAAUUCGUAACAUUAAGGUUUCAAUGUACUUGGAACGUCAACGUCUCGUUAAUGAGGAUGCAAUGAAUGUGAAUAAUCAAAGAGAUGGCAGAUCAACUCCACCGAUCGAAGCUGCUCAGUGAAAUGCAAUGCAAUCCAAACAAAACAAAUCAUCUACUUUAAUUUUUGUUUUCAGUUAAAAACUGUUAAAAUCAUAAGUAAUAUAGUAAAUCAACAAAAUAACCGAUACAUUAAGUUCUAGAGUUAUGUACCUUCAUAAAAAUGACUCAUUAUUAUUAUUAUCUAUUGUUUUAUGCGUUUAAUAGCGAAUAACAAUUGACUUCUUUGAAGAUAGUUUUAAUUUUGAAGCAAGCAUUCGAUUUCAUAGACAUAAUUAUGUACACUCACAUUUUGUAAUCUAAUCAAUGGUUUUUUCUUUUCUAUGUGAUAUUUUAAAUUAAAAUUUAAUAUGAAUAAAUUAAUAUUGAAAGUAA
Molecule: messenger RNA, 1174 nt
Organism: Eupeodes corollae
Lineage: Eukaryota; Metazoa; Arthropoda; Insecta; Diptera; Syrphidae
Product: transmembrane protein 179
Exons: 3
Coding region: 131-823 (230 amino acids)
Source: RefSeq, a predicted model, not a curated record